AUGUAUACUACAGUUACCAAAGCCUAUUCCCAACCCACUUCUGAUUCACACAUUGAUAACCCCUUUGACGUCACCUCGUUGCUAGAAGAGUUUAGUGAUAUGACCCCUGAUGACCUACCCGACGAGCUCCUUCCUAUUCGUGAUAUUCAACAUACUAUCGGCUUGGUCCCUAGUUUACAGUUAUCGAAUUGUCCUCACUAUUGGAUGAACCCCACGGAACAGGUCAAGUUGAAUAAACAAAUUGAAGCUUUACUAGCUAAAGGUUUAUUUGUCAUAGCCUUACUUUGUGUGCGGUCCCGAUCCUACUUACUCCAAAAAAUGAUGGAUCUUGGCAUAUGUGUGUCGAUAGCCGCGCUAUUAACAAAAUUACUAUUAAAUAUCGGUUUCCUUUUCUGCGCCUCGAGGACAGUGGAUGAGCUUGCAGGAUCUUUGUGGCUUUCUAAAAUAUAUUUAAGGAGCGGGUAUCAUCUAAUUAGGGUUAGACCACGGGAUGAAUGGAAAAUGACUUUUAAGACUUAA
This is a messenger RNA of Olea europaea var. sylvestris, 519 nucleotides long. RefSeq lists its product as uncharacterized. The transcript is spliced from 2 exons. The record is from RefSeq and is a predicted model, not a curated record. Lineage: Eukaryota; Viridiplantae; Streptophyta; Magnoliopsida; Lamiales; Oleaceae. The coding region runs from base 1 to 519 and encodes 172 amino acids.